This is a messenger RNA of Malurus melanocephalus (red-backed fairy wren), 974 nucleotides long. It is a transcript of the gene NPR1, whose product is annotated as natriuretic peptide receptor 1. Gene Ontology annotation, cellular component: membrane. Lineage: Eukaryota; Metazoa; Chordata; Aves; Passeriformes; Maluridae. Gene Ontology annotation, biological process: regulation of blood pressure; vasodilation. The transcript is spliced from 2 exons. The annotation marks the transcript as partial. Gene Ontology annotation, molecular function: peptide hormone binding; natriuretic peptide receptor activity. The record is from RefSeq and is a predicted model, not a curated record.
CAAGGGCUCAGCCCCGCCGCGGGGGAGGCGGGGGACACGCCACUCUCGGUCCGUGGGCGAUGCUGGCGGUGCUGGCCCCGCUGCUAGCCCCGCUGCUAGCCCCGCUGCUAGCCCCGCUGCUAGCCCAACUCCCGGCCGCGGUGACCACCCCGGCCCCGCUGACCCUCGCCGUGGUUCUGCCCCGCCGCAACCUCACCUACCCGUGGGCUUGGCCGCGCGUGGGUCCGGCCGUGCGUUUGGCCGCGGCCGCCGUGAACGCUCGCCGGGAUCUCCUGCCCGGCUUCACCCUGGGCUGGGUGUUCGGCGACAGCGAGGAUCGCCACGGGGUCUGCUCGGAAAUGGCCGCGCCGCUGGUGGCCGUGGACCUGCGGCUCGCCCACCAGCCCGCGGCGUUUUUGGGGCCGGGCUGCGUCUAUUCCGCGGCGCCGGUAGCCCGUUUCACUAGCCACUGGCAGCUGCCGCUGGUCACGGCCGGGGCAGAAGCGCACGGCUUCGACGACAAGAGCGAAGAGUUCGGGCUGACCACCCGAGCCGGACCAAGCCACCGCAAACUGGGCGAGCUGGGCGUGCAGCUKCACCGGCGCUUCAACUGGACCCGGCGGGCUCUGCUGGUUUAUUGGGACGAGGGGGUGGACGAUCGGCCCUAUUUUUUCGCCGCCGAGGGUUUGUACGUCCAACUGCGCACCCUGAGCAACCUGACCGUCAUGGACGUGGUGUUCCGCCACGGCGGCAACUUCUCCUUCAUCAUCCAGGAGAUCAAGGCCAAGGGGCGCGUGGUGUACCUGUGCUGCGCCCCGGACACGCUGCGGGCGCUGCUGCUGCAGGCGGAGCUCUCGGGGCUCACGGGCGGCGAUUUCGCUUUUUUUUACAUCGACACGCUGGGGGCGAGCCUGACGGGAGCGCGCUUCCCCGAGCCCCGCCGGCCCUGGCUCCGCGGGGACGCGCACGACGCGCGGGCACGGCGCGCCUUCCAG